Molecule: messenger RNA, 1545 nt
Organism: Adineta ricciae
Lineage: Eukaryota; Metazoa; Rotifera; Eurotatoria; Adinetida; Adinetidae
Source: the annotation of a GenBank genome assembly
AUGGAUGACCAUGAUGCUUUGCUGAUUGCUCUUCUUGUUAUAUUCGUUGUUUUACUUGUGAUCAUUGUCGGAUUUAUAAUUUGCUGGUAUUUUGGACGACGACGCCGAGGCGUUCAUUUACAAGCAUCUUCAACGUCUGAUCAAACGCCAUUACUGGCCAGUUUGUCACGACCACGCAUCGAACGUGCACAAGCACAAGAAAAUGCUUCGCUUUUAACAUGUCAUUUCUAUAUCAGAACAACUGGUGAAUAUACAUUUCAUUCUCAGUUAACACAAAUUGGAUCCGAUCCAGAAAAGAACUGGUUUUUAAUUACGCCGAUAUCGAAGACGAGCACGAUUACAUUGAAUACAGCUUCGCAUCUUCUAUCACUACAACCGAAGUCGGAUCGACUGACCCAAUUGGUCGACGAAGAGAGUACUGCAACAUAUGUUCGCACAUUGAAUAAUCUUUUUAGCAGAUUGCAUCAUCCCUAUGUUGAACCACUACUUAAGCUGGAUAUAUUAUAUACACAAAAGUUGGUUGUCAAAGUCAAACGAUACCAACGUUUAGGAUCAUUGAAAGAUGUACUGCACGGUGUUGUACCAACUGCUAAUUUUCAUGGCAAAUAUUCGUAUCGAAGUUCUGGUUUAGCGCUGAAUCGUGUUCGACUGUAUUCUUGUCAAUUAUUAGAAGGUCUUCUUUUUCUUCAAUCGAAAUCGAUACCACCGAUCACAGAUUUACACAGUGGAAAUGUAGUUGUGUCUGGUUCGUGUGUUCAAAUUGGUUCGUACGAAUAUCAAUUUUUAGAACAACGCUCACGUAUCUAUCCAUUAACGAAACGAGCUGUGUCCUCAUUGAUACUUCCGGAAGGAAUGACAAAGGCACAAGCUUCAGAAGUCUUCUGCUAUGGCGCAUUGGUAUUUGAAAUGUUAACUGGUUAUGAAUUAGGUGAACAUUUACGUGGUUUAACGCCGAAACAUUGGCAUGACUGUGGAAGAGAUCCUGAUGCGCGACAGAUGCUGACACGUCUCUUCGACAUAUCACAACCUGUUUUGACGCUGACUGAACUUCGUGACUUUCCAUAUAUUGCCAAUAAUAUGGCCAAAUUGAAAGAAUUACAAGAUUUUUCUGCCAUGCCCGGCGAAUAUUCAAAUGACGUGAAAACCUUACUGGAACAAUGGACAGGUACAAUGAGAAGAAAACGGAACUCUACUGUUAAGGCACCAACUUUGGACAGACGCAAAAGUACCUCGGCAUCGAGACCAACAGAAACAUCAAUCAUCAAUCUAAGUUAUUCGCCCUCAAUACCCCCAACAACACCGACAACACCGUCAACACCCAAACCUAAUCUACCAGGACCAACAACUUCAUCUGCAUCACCGACACCACCGCCAGCACCUCCUGUACCAAAACAAUCUAUAACAACUCCACCUCCGCCAUCUGCUCCCUCAGCGCAGUCAUCCGGUGAUUCAGGUGACCGGUCUGCUCUACUAGACAAUAUUCGUCAAGGCACAACCCUUCGAAAAGCAGUUACUAACGAUCGUAGCGCUCCGAAAUUUAAAUAA